Molecule: messenger RNA, 816 nt
Organism: Bombina bombina (fire-bellied toad)
Lineage: Eukaryota; Metazoa; Chordata; Amphibia; Anura; Bombinatoridae
Product: DNA replication complex GINS protein PSF1
Exons: 7
Coding region: 73-663 (196 amino acids)
Biological process (GO): DNA replication; DNA strand elongation involved in mitotic DNA replication
Cellular component (GO): GINS complex
Source: RefSeq, a predicted model, not a curated record
AUUCCAACCUUCUAAUGUGUGUGUCUAAAUUUCCCGCUGAUUUUAGUACUACGUUCAAGCGAUUCUACAGCAAUGUUUUGUGAGAAAGCUAUCGAGUUGAUUCGGGAGCUUCACCGUGCUUCAGACGGGCAGCUGCCCGCGUUUAACGAGGAUGGAAUCAGACAGGUUCUUGAAGAAAUGAAAGCUUUAUUUGAGCAGAACCAAGCUGACGUUAAUGAAGCAAAAACCGAAGGACGUAGCGACUUGAUACCAACCAUAAAAUUUCGGCACUGUUGUCUGCUUAGAAAUCGGCGGUGUGUUGUUGCAUAUUUGUAUGACAGAUUGCUUAGAAUUCGUGCACUGCGGUGGGAAUAUGGCAGUGUUCUUCCAAAUGCCCUGAGGUUCCAUAUGUCUGCAGAAGAGACAGACUGGUUCAACCAGUAUAAGAAGUCAUUGGCUACAUACAUGCGAUCGUUGGGAGGUGAAGAAGGGUUGGAUAUUACACAAGACAUGAAGCCUCCGAAAAGCUUGUACAUAGAAGUGCGUUGCCUAAGGGACUAUGGUGAGUUUGAAAUUGAUGAUGGUACAACAAUCCUCCUAAAGAAAAACAGCCAGCAUUUUUUGCCGAGGUGGAAAUGUGAACAGUUAAUUCGACAAGGGGUUCUGGAGCACGUAUUGUCAUAAAACAUAGAAAAACUUGGCCGAAGAUGAUACAACAAAAUGCCCUUAAAUGUUUGAUGCAUACUAAUGACUGUAUAUAUUUAUAUCUAUUAUAAAAUAUAUAUUUGUAUCAUGUUUGUACUGUAUUCUUUUUGGAAAAUAAAAGGUAGUACCAUA